This is a messenger RNA of Temnothorax curvispinosus, 5555 nucleotides long. RefSeq lists its product as uncharacterized. The transcript has 8 exons. The coding region runs from base 811 to 4716 and encodes 1301 amino acids. Gene Ontology annotation, biological process: mRNA 3'-end processing. Lineage: Eukaryota; Metazoa; Arthropoda; Insecta; Hymenoptera; Formicidae. Gene Ontology annotation, cellular component: RNA polymerase II, holoenzyme. Gene Ontology annotation, molecular function: RNA polymerase II complex binding. The record is from RefSeq and is a predicted model, not a curated record.
ACGGACCCGUUUAAAGCUCCGCGCAUUGGCGUAGGCCCAGGCGGACUCGCGCGUCAAUCAACGUCUACGUCUAUGGGUGGCGCCGCGCCGGCCAUGGCGGCCAUUGCGCGGUCGUGUUUUGGCCGACCGAAAAGAUGGCGGACCGUUGUUUUCGAGAUCGCUCGCGCUCACGGCACGUCGGCAAGGUACGGCGAGGCACGGCACGGCUCUGACUGAGAUCCCGCGAUUUCCGCGCGAGAGUUGACAUGCCGCGCGCGUGGUAGAUCGUCGUUGUUGGUCGUUGUGUCAGUGACAGUCGCGCGUGCGACCGCAUCGUCCAGCGUUCGCCGCACCGUCUCGGCGUCAUUGUCGCCGCCGUUGUAGUGGUGGUGGUGGUGGUGGUGUCCGUGGUGGUCAUCGUCGUCGUCGUCGUCGUCGUCGUCGUCGUCGUGGUGGUGGUGGUGGUGGUCGUGGCCGUCGUCGUCGUCGUCGUCGUCGUCGUCGUCGUUGCUCCGUACAAAGCGACGUAAAUCACAGAAUCCCUGGGUCCUGACGGAGCGAUUCCGACGACGUGUCGUCGUCGGCGCGUCGAAGAAUCGGCGCGAGGACGCCGUCGAGUCGGUAAAACGGUCGCGCUCCACCGCGAGCUUUUCUAACCCCACUGUCGCUAUUUACCGCUCCCCGCGAGAAACGCGGCUUGGUUAGGUUGCUCGAGGGCCCGCGGCCCGCGCUGAUCCUAUGGCACCGGAACGCCGCCGUCGCGCGUGUUACCCGUGGUUGCCCGCGUUGACAAUGUGACGUGCCGUCGAGAGUUUACGAUUUGGUUAACCGAUGGAUAACCCGCGCGCGAUGGCGAGCAACGAUUUCGACGCCGAGCAGUUCGAGCGAAGGCUCCACUCGCUGAAGGACUCGCAGGAGUCCAUCCAGGGACUAUCCGCGUGGUGCCUGGACAGGAGGCAGCAUCACAAGAAGAUUGUCGCCACAUGGCUCCAAGUUUUAAAGAAAGUGAAGGUGGAACAUCGGCUCACGUUGUUCUAUUUGGCGAACGACGUUAUUCAAUACUCCAAAAGGAAGAAUUUCGAAUUUGUGGAAUCAUGGGGCACUACUCUGCAACGUGCGACCCCCAUGGUCCGCGACGAGAAAGUGAAGCAUCGUAUACUGAGAAUUUUCAAGAUCUGGGAUCAGCGGCAAGUCUACGACGAAGAGUUUCUUGCCGAUCUGUCCGGCUUAAUUUCGGCGGCACCGAAAAAGAAAUUGGAUCCCCCACCGACCGCUCAGCCCGAAGAGUUUCAGGCGGCUUUACUUAUUUCUACGAUGAGGUCUUGCGCGACUCUGGAACAAGCCACUGACGCCAGACUGCGCGAUCUACGGGAGAGCAACAUAGACAUCGAAUCCGCAGAGGAGUUACGCGCGUCGUUAAAGGACAGGAGGCGCGUGGAAGAUGCGGAGAAAGAGAUAGAUUUGGUCGCUAGGAACGUCGAGAAUUAUGUUCGUUCGUUAGAGGCAGAGAUUAGGGAAAGGACACAAGUAGUUGAUUUGUUGGAGCAAGCGGAUCAGUUUUAUGAGACUCAACGUGGGGAAGUUAAAAUAGUGACAAAUGCCUAUCGGAAUUUUGGCAGUCGUGUCAAAAAUUUGAAGAAAAAGUUAGACGAGUUGCUACCUACGUUCGUCUCGCCUAUACCGUCGCCGGACAUAAACGCGCCCUCGCCGAGUCCCGACAGUGAUAUAGAGCUACCAGGAGAUGAAACUCAACCAGUGAAUAAUCAAUCGGGAAUGAUUGACGUAGCCCCGCCGUCUAUCUACGGUUCAUAUUCUCACGAGUACGAUCCUAUACGACCAGUGCCCGCACCUGACUUGGUACAAGGCAAUGAGUCGGCGGACUUUACCAAUAAUUUUCCCUCCUUUAUCGGAGGAAAUGUAGAUUUUGGUAAUAUGAGAAAUUUGUUUAAUGAAAAUUCUGAGACACCUGCCGGGAUGUCUCAACAGUACAAUGAAUCUUUAGAGGCAAAACCAAUAGAAGUAAUCAAUAUGAGACCGAAAAAUGAACAGAACAAUGCGGACUUUAAUAUAUCUAGUUUCCUGAAAACGGUUCUUCCGUCUUCCGAUGGAACGUCAGAUUCAGGUGGAAUUCCGGGUCUAGGCCUGGACGUUUCUGAAAGUCAAGUGGAAUCGCCGCAACGUCCCAACUAUAGACAUUCGCCCUCGUUAGGGCCGCACCCCGUAACGCCUGUGAUCUCAAGAAUGAUAAACAGUCAGGGUACACCAUCCCUCAGUGGGAGCGGUGGUUUAAACAAUUGCCAGAUGAGUCACAGUACCCCGUUGGCGGUUCGCAAUCUGUCCGAGUCGCACACCCCCUCUCCGUAUUCCAGUCAAAAUAGUCAAAGUAAUAUAACUGGUCCCUUUGACGGCCCCACUAAUGCUAACACAGUUAACCCUUUACCUCCCCCACCUUUACCACCACCUAUCUUCCUCGAUGAUGAGAAUUGUUACAACAAGCUGCCGCCAAAGUUUCCCACGUGGACGCCGCCGAACGAGGGUAUUAAAGACUCUGCCAAAUGGGAGGAAAAAGCAAAUUUUGCUACAUGUUCAGGCAAGAAUAGUAUGAAUCCCACAUGGCCUGGCGAAGGCGAUGAUAAAAACAAAAGUUCAUGGAUGGAUGGCGAAGGAGACAGGUGGGACUCCAAUAACGAUUCCACAUGGCCGGUCAGUGGCAGGACAAAAAAUGAUAUGCUGUCCGAGACUCCCGAAUCGCCGCCUAUAUAUGAGAAAACUGGUUUCGCUGAACCGGUGCAGUACAACGAGCCUCAACCACAAGAAUCUCUGAAUACCACGGGAGACGUAGAUCAUAGAGUGAUUCCAAUCCCAAUGGCCCGCGAAAAUCAGCUACCGUAUCGUUUGAUGAAAGCAGGGGAUGUGGAUCAUCGUAAUCUAAUCAGUCUGACUGGCAGCCCGGCAAAUCAUCAUAAUGUUGGUGAUUCGUCGCUGUCUUCUUUAUCCAAUAACAAUAGUUUAUGGACCACAGGCGAUCAAGAUUAUCGGCGACACAUGCAACCUGGUGACAUCGUCGAGAGUGUUGAUAUGGAAAUGUCGGACGACGAGACUGAUAGCAAGCCAAAAGGCAGAGUUCUCGUCGAUCUUAGGCAGGAUCGCGACAUGCGUGUAGGCGCACCGCCCCAUCACGACAUGGACAUGCGUACAAUACCUCUUCCGAGUAUGGGAAUGCCCGGCCCGCGUGAUAGUCAGCCCAUGCAAGAUAUACACUUGAUACAUUCAGGACCACCUCCACCGCCGCCGUUACCGCAGUUUCAACAUCAGGGUCAAGGUGGUUUCCGGCAAGAACAGUCGGUAGAUUUUCAUCCAAAUCAAUCAAAGUUUCAGCAGAACAGACCACCAAACUUCUUGCGAAAUCAACAAGACUUUCAUUCAAAUCAACAAGAAUUUCAUCAACUUCAUCAAUCGCAGCAGAACUUUGAGUAUUGCGAUAGAGAACACAAUAUCCGUUCUAAGCAAGAUUUUUUGGCGGAAUCACCGGGACGCGGAAGAUACUCGACAGAUCAUCAGCAUCAACACGAUACGUCACCCUUUCAUAGAAACGAAUGGAACAAUCGUGGUGGUGGCAACCGUGGAUUUCCGAGAAACCGCCGAGACAGGUACUCAGAAGAUCACAAUAUACAAAAGCAGCGGAACAAUCUGGCAAACAGUCGCAAGUCGAGAUCGCAGGAUCAACAGCAUCACCAAUCCCCGUCGGAGCUCCUGCCCAACAAUCGAUCGUUACUGCAACCACCUGAUACCGCCGUUAUCUUCGACGAGGAAGGUAUACCGAUCGGCAUGCCGGAAUUUAACCAGGACAACAGCACGAUAUCUAACAAAGUGGAUGCUCAAGCAGAAUCAGAACGCGAUCCCGAUAACUGCCAGAGCUCUUCGGUACCACAUACACGGCGGAUUUCGCAUGACGUGUCGAGUUCUCACGAUUCUGAAAACAACCAACAGCAGCAGCAAACGGCUUAUCAGUUAGGCCCCGAUCAAGAACAGCGGGCAUCAUCUUUGACCGAAUCAAAAGAUCAGUCAUCAUCGAUAAAUCAAGUUACGAUUAUUCCGAUAAGGACGAAUAACGCCGGCGAUGAAUCGCAGCAAAAGCAGCACGUUCCUAUUUCAGAAUGCGAGGAGCACGUCGAGUCGACCGAGCACUCCGAUCCCGCGGAGAAGACAAGUGCGGCCGACAACGAACCGAUUAAUCCGGGACAGAACGUAAAUUCCACGGAAAGGGAGUCGUUAGAUGAAUCGAUGAGUUCAACCAUGUUAGGUAAAGAGAUGAAGAGAACGGCGAACGGCGAUUGCGACGAGCAAAGUCACGAAGAAGGAGCCCUCAAUAAAAAAAGGCCUCUCUUGCAAAACGGGCCGCAAAUGCUGAACGACGACUUGUCUGGCCCGAACGGUCCCACACUGAUGUCGGAAUCUCAUCCCGCUAUCAUGUACGAAUAUGAUGGACCAAACUUCCGACCGCGCAUUGGAGCACCUUACCCACUCUGGCGAGGCGGACCUCCUCCGCCUUCUCCUAGAGGAGGUAGAGGAGGUUUCAGGGGCGGGCCGGUAGGGCUGCCGCGGGGCCCGUGGAUGGACAGGGGACCGCGCGGUCCCGCAGUCAGUAACUUCUCACCGAGAGGAUUGAAACGCGGAGGCAAACAGUUUUGGGGCGGCGGUGGUUUCAGAGGCCGGGGACGAGGCAGUAACUGGUAGAUAAAGCGAAAAACUUUGAAAGACUCGACGACUCUCCGUCGUCAUAAUCCGACCGGAUACAUAUGCGAAGCGCGUUUCGCACUCUGUAAAUAAACGAACUGACACGCUUCGGCAUUCACACGCGUGUGCGCUCGCGCGCGCGCGCGCGACCACACAUACAUACACAUAUAUAAAAGUAGACACAGAUUCGGUUGGUUCCGAUGGAACAGUGACAUCUUAGAUAAUGAAAGUUCGUCACGUUCUCCUGUGCGAUUGAUUCGCCUAUAUAAAUAUAUAAAUAACAAAAACUAUAGAUAUAUAUAUAUAUAUAUAUAUAUACAUACAUAUAUAGAUAUAUCCAUACUUAGUAGAUACAUGUUUCGUUAAGAUCUUAACAAAUGUUAAUGAAGCGGCUUGCGUUCGCAUACAUGUAUAUACAUGUGUACACACAUACGUGCUAUUAUCGAUCCCAGUAAAUGAUUAGGAGCAACGUACGAUGAAUCUGGACGCGAUACGUCGCUCAUAGUCACUGCGAUAAUGAUCACAUUUGCCGCCACUCCCAUAGGUUUUUAUGUCAGGAGGGUUUGUGUUGUUUAUGUAUGCGUUGAGAGAACGGCUAUGACGAUAAAUUUCGCCGAAUCGUGAAGGAAGGCCGCUUUGAGCGAGGUCAAGCACCAAAAAUCGCAAAAACUACGAUAGUUAAUUGAUGGUAGUUAAUUGAUAGCAUCGAUUGAAACUGAGCGUAAUUUCGUUGAAUUCAAAUUUCCGUGUAGAUUUACGAGAAUGAUUCCUAUGAAAUGAUUAAAUUGGCAGAAAAUAAACUCUCUCUCUCUCUCUCUCUCUCUCUCUCUCUCUCUCUC